This is a messenger RNA of Gamsiella multidivaricata, 453 nucleotides long. RefSeq names its product COX15/CtaA family. Bases 1 to 453 code for a protein of 150 amino acids. Gene Ontology annotation, biological process: heme A biosynthetic process. The record is from RefSeq and is a predicted model, not a curated record. Lineage: Eukaryota; Fungi; Mortierellomycota; Mortierellomycetes; Mortierellales; Mortierellaceae. Gene Ontology annotation, cellular component: mitochondrial inner membrane. The transcript has 2 exons. Gene Ontology annotation, molecular function: oxidoreductase activity, acting on NAD(P)H, heme protein as acceptor.
AUGACACUGUUACUCUUGUGUCCUUGGCUGUCAUUUUCUGGUGCGCUCGUAGCUGGUUUGGUUUGCAAUGAGUUCCCGUUGAUGGGUGGCCGUCUGGUGCCUCUUAUGAGGGAACUGUUCGAUGACAGUUUUCUGCACAAGGACGAUCACCCUACGAUCGGACUCUGGAAAAACAUGUUUGACAGCCAGGUCGCCGUCCAGUUCAACCACAGUACUCUCGCUACGACGACAUUCACUGCUGUUACUUCUUUGUUUCUGUACUCGCGUGCACUGCCUCUACCUCCUCAUAUACGCCUUGGUGUGAAUGCGCUGAUGGGAGUCGCCUGCUCUCAAGUCGGACUUGGCAUUAUGACCCUGUUGUACAUGGUCCCAGUCUCGGUUGGCACUAACCAUCAGGCUGGAUCGCUGACGCUCUUGACUGCAGCGCUGUACCUGAAGCACAGUUUGAAGUAG